Molecule: messenger RNA, 2596 nt
Organism: Astyanax mexicanus (Mexican tetra)
Lineage: Eukaryota; Metazoa; Chordata; Actinopteri; Characiformes; Acestrorhamphidae
Product: protocadherin gamma-A12-like
Exons: 1
Coding region: 126-2564 (812 amino acids)
Biological process (GO): homophilic cell-cell adhesion
Cellular component (GO): plasma membrane
Molecular function (GO): calcium ion binding
Source: RefSeq, a predicted model, not a curated record
UUUCGUGAGGCAUACAUCCUGAUUUAGAGUGGACACAAAGGACAUAUUUGCAGUUAAACAUUGGAGCAUUUAUUGAGGAAUUGUGAACGACGUCGGGUUGAUACACAUAUAUCUAAACACUAAACAUGAUGGGCAAAGGAUUAAGAAGCGUCUUGUUUUUCUUUGGCGUUUUUUCGCUGCUGCGAAUCAGCCAUGGCGAUUUAAGCUACUCUGUGCCUGAGGAGAUGAAACGAGGAUCGGUGGUAGGGAACAUUGCUGCAGAUCUCGGUUUGGACUCCAAAAGACUUUCGGAAAGAAAAGCACGUUUGAAUGCAGAUGGCAGUGGGAAGCGUUUGGUGGACAUUGAUUAUAGUACUGGUAAGAUGAUUGUGGAAGAGAUUGCUGACCGAGAGGAAAUUUGUGGUUCGAGGCUAUCAUGCGUAUUAAAAUACAGUCUUGUGCUGGAGAAACCUCUGGAGUUGCACGCUGUUACGCUUCAGAUAGAGGAUGUUAAUGACAAUUCUCCACAAUUUUCCACCGAUUCAAUUAAAAUUGAGAUACGAGAAUCAGCGGUAAAAGGUACGGCGUUUCUUUUAGCCGAGGCCCACGAUGCAGAUGUUGGACAAAACUCAGUUCAACGAUAUUCGUUAGAGAAGAAUGCCCAUUUUUCCCUAAACAUCAGAAGUAACAGUGAUGGAGGUAAAUACAGCGAAUUGGUAUUGGACAAAGAGCUGGAUCGUGAACUGGAACAAUACCUGACCUUAUUACUCACUGCCACUGAUGGUGGUGUACCACAGAGAACUGGCUCUGUAGUUAUAAAUAUUACUGUUCUAGAUGCUAAUGAUAAUGCUCCAGUGUUUAGUCAGUCUACCUACAGGGUUAAUUUACCUGAAAACUGCGGAAUAGGCACUUCAGUGGUUACCAUUAGUGCAAGCGAUAUUGACGAGGGCAUGAACGGAGAAGUAGUGUACGAAUUUAGUAAGCUGUCUGAUAAAGCAGCCAGGGCGUUUUCUUUGGAUAAGACUAACGGUGAAAUUAAAGUGAUUGGCCAAAUUGAUUAUGAAGAAGAAUCUUUUUAUGAGUUGCGUAUUCAAGCAAAAGAUGGACUAGGACUGGCAUCAAAUACCAAAGUGAUAGUGGAAGUUAUUGAUGUAAAUGAUAAUAAACCUAUUAUUAACAUUCAAUCCAUUUCUAGCCCAGUUCCUGAAAAUACAGAAUCCGGGACUGAGGUAGGCAUAAUCAAUGUGCAGGAUAAGGACUCUGGUGAAAAUCAACAGAUUCAGUGUUCUAUCCAGGAAAAUGUUCCAUUCAAAUUAAACCCGUCCAUAAAAAACUUCUAUUCAAUUGUCACAACUGGUCCAUUAGACCGUGAGGUUUUAACAGAAUACAGUCUUACAAUUGUUGCCACUGAUGAAGGCAGUCCCCCUCUGUCAUCAUCAAAAAUAAUUAUGUUAUCUAUUUCAGAUGUUAAUGACAAUUAUCCUGUAUUUAAAGAGCAAUUAUACAGUGCAUACAUAGCUGAGAAUAACAAACCAGGCACCUCAGUUUGUUCUGUUACUGCAACAGACCCAGACUGGAGGCAGAACGGUACAGUUCUGUAUUCUCUUGUACCCAGUGAGGUCAAUGGUGUUUCAGUGUCCUCAUUUUUGUCUGUAAAUGCAGAGACCGGAGUUAUCCACGCUGUGAGGUCAUUUGAUUAUGAGCAGUUUAGAAGCUUCAAAGUUCAGGUUGUAGCCAGAGACAAUGGUUCUCCUCCACUCAGCAGCAACACAACUGUGAGUGUGUUCAUAUCAGAUGAGAAUGAUAACUCUCCACAGAUAUUAUACCCUGCUCCAGAAGAAAAGUCUUUAAUGACUGAGAUGGUCCCUAAAGCUGCUCUGUCAGGCUCUCUGGUCUCCAAGGUGAUCGCUGUGGAUGCUGACUCUGGACAGAAUGCAUGGCUGUCCUAUCACAUUUUAAAGUCUACUGAUCCAGGACUUUUCACCAUUGGCCUUCACUCUGGAGAGAUCAGGGCACAGCGGGACAUCUCUGAAUCUGACAGCAUGAAGCAGAACCUUGUUAUUUCUGUGAAAGACAAUGGACAGCCUCCUCUCUCUACAACCUGUUCUGUGUAUUUACUUAUUUCUGAUAACCUCGCUGAAGUUCCAGAACUUAAAGACAUGACUUAUGAAGAGAACAACUCCAACCUUACAUCAUAUUUAAUUAUUGCACUUGUUUCAGUGUCCACCUUCUUUCUAACGUUCAUUAUCUUGAUCCUGGCUGUGAGGUUUUGUCACAGAAGAAAGCCCAGACUGUUGUUUGAUGGGGCAGUCGCUAUUCCCAGCGCAUAUCUCCCUCCCAACUAUGCAGAGGUUGAGGGAGCUGGAACACUCCGCAGUUCCUACAAUUAUGACGCGUAUCUAACAACAGGCUCACGCACCAGUGACUUUAAGUUCAUCAGAUCUUACAAUGACAAUACACUGCCUUCAACUUUAACACUAAAGAGAAGUCCAAAUGAAAAGGACAUAUUUGAAGAUUCUUUUAUUGCUGAUACAAAAGAUUCAGAGGUAAGCCGCUGCUAUUUUUUGUUUGUUCUGUAUUUGUGAAAAUAGAGCAAUGUUGCCUGUUUUUUUUCUUC